AGAGCGCGAAAAGGAAUUGUUCGUCAUUGUGCUUCACGGCAAAUCCUCAGCCAACUCAGUAUCAGUUUUUGAAGGAUUUCUCUCACUCUCACGGUUUUUCAAUCUCCUGCACUUACCGCCUUACCGUCGAUGUUCCAAUCUGCACUGUUGUUUCUGUAAUUUUAGAUGGAGCAGCAAAAUCCGCAUGGGAGAGGAGCCGAUGCAGUUUUAAAUCUUCAGCCAAACUCCUCGGUUGCUAUUGCAUAUCACUCACUUUUUGGUCCACAUGAUGAUUUAGUUCUUCUUGAGGUUGAUGAAAAGCUUCUGGAAGAAGUUCUCCACGAACGAGUAAGCAUCAGAGGACAGGCAGAAGAAGAAGCAGUCUUUUGCACGAAGUCGAAAACAUAUGGAAUAAAAUAUGUAGGAACGUCCAAUUCUGUACUCCUCAUACCCCCAUCAGGUCGAUCGGAAUACUACGAAAAUGAGCUAGAUAGCCAGGGGAAUGACAGCACUAAAGAAGUUGUUCCUGUGAUUAAACUUGCUCCAGGAAUCAUGGAACUUGUUGAGAUUGCUCCCAGAAUUGAUAAGCUUAAAUUGCUUCUUUCAGAGAAUCCUUACAGCUUAGCUGAUGAGUGGGAAAGCGAAGAGAUGGACAAAUGUGAGAAGCAAAUGUAUAAUUGGAAUGAUCUUUUAGACAAGGUUCAGGCUAGUGAUGAUGAACUGAAAGCUGGAUUACGAGCACUUUCCGCAGUUGAGAUUGAUGGAUACUGGAGACUUGUGGACGAAAAAUACAUGGACUCCAUGCUACAAAUGCUCUUGAAUAACAGAAUUUUAAACGACUGGUCUCUUGAUGCACUUGAUGAAGGUGUACUCAUGAAAGUGAUGAAAAUGGAUGGUUUUUCUGAAACACUCGUGCAUCAUUGUCUCGACGUCUAUGGCGAUAAACUCGAAGGAGAUGAGGGGAAUAGCUGUUUAUGGAGAUUGGAUGAGAAACGUGUUUGUGUGCAUUUUGCAAGAGAAGUCUUGAGGAAAGGAAAGAUGAAGGUGGAGCAUUUCAUGGAUGAAUGGCAAAAGAAAAUCCCUGUUGAAAUGCAUGCUAACUUUGACAUGUUGGAAGGUGAAGUUCUGACCGAGAGGCUCGGGGUCGAGACGUGGGUUCGUGGUUUUAGAGUAUCUUCAUUGCCAUUGAAUCCUGUUGAGCGUUUCUCCAUUUUGUUUAGAGAACGACCAAAAUGGGAGUGGAAGGAUCUGCAGCCAUACAUUAGGGAUCUUACAGUUCCAGGUCUUUCAUCUGAAGGUUUACUUCUCAAAUACACCCGACGAACUCAACCGAACCCAGAAGCCGAACCCGUGUUCAGUGCAAGAUAGAACAUGUUAUGCCUUAGCCACACUUGUAUUCAAAGUCCUGAUAGCUUGCAUUUCAAUGAAGCGAUCGGCUUGAUGGCGAUCCUGACGAUGUUAUAUGAAGUCCCCUUAACUUUGCAAUGUUUAGGAGUUCAUUACUUCAUGAAAAGAGAUCCAAAGGCUCCAUAUUCUCAGAAAUCCCUGUUAAAACAUGAGAUGAGUAUAACGAACUUAAUUCUUACAAUGAUUUUUUAAAUUAUGUACUCAUAUACUAACUAUAGCUUUAGCCAAUGCUUACCGUCUUUGGUAUC
Messenger RNA from Cucurbita maxima (winter squash), 1634 nucleotides. Its product is annotated as sister chromatid cohesion protein DCC1. Gene Ontology annotation, biological process: mitotic sister chromatid cohesion; maintenance of mitotic sister chromatid cohesion. Lineage: Eukaryota; Viridiplantae; Streptophyta; Magnoliopsida; Cucurbitales; Cucurbitaceae. Bases 166 to 1347 code for a protein of 393 amino acids. Gene Ontology annotation, cellular component: nucleus; chromatin; Ctf18 RFC-like complex. The transcript is spliced from 4 exons. The record is from RefSeq and is a predicted model, not a curated record.